Molecule: messenger RNA, 1534 nt
Organism: Durotheca rogersii
Lineage: Eukaryota; Fungi; Ascomycota; Sordariomycetes; Xylariales; Xylariaceae
Exons: 1
Coding region: 161-1465 (434 amino acids)
Source: RefSeq, a predicted model, not a curated record
CCUAUUGAAGCUUAUAAGGCUUAUAUAAGCUCCGUAAUCGGUAUCGGAGGAUGCCGUGGAUGCCGUGACAAGAGAUAAGAUCAGGCUACCUUCCCCCAUCAAUAGAUGAAGUACAGGAGACAAUCUUGGGGCAAAAGCGACUCCGGCAAAACAUCCUCAGAUGUCCGAUGACGGGGAUCCUCGCUACUUCGGCGCUCUGGCGCCCGAGCUCAUCGACAAUGUUUUGUUCGAGAUCGACUCAGUGCGCGCCCUCAGCAACUCAAUCAUCGCCUCCCGUUACGCCCGUCGGCGCUUUGAGGGGCGAAAACAUCCUGUCCUCUGGCGCGUCCUGCAGAACGAGCUCGGCCCCGUUUUAACGGAUGCCAAGUUCCUACGCCUGUUUCCUUACGCGGACCCUGGCGGUAGCCCGCAGAAGUGGAUGGCGUAUCGGGAUGGGAUCCACAACAUGGCUGCAGUUCACAAGGGCAUGUUAGGUAGCGACGGCUGCGGUAGGGCAGGAGGCGAUGUGGCUGUCCCAAGCUUUGCGGAGCUGACCCAACUCUGUCGCACGCUCCACAAGAUGAAUUUCCUCGCCAGCACCUACGUCACGGCGCAGCUGCGCUCGUUCAGCGGCGAGGAACUGGCCACUGCGCCGCCGUCGCGCGCGGAGCGGCUGCGAGUGUUGCGGGCGUUCUACCGGCGCCAGAUCGUCUGCAACACCUGGGCGCCGACGAGGCGAGAACUCUACUGGACGAACCAGGACACGGCCGCCAUCAGUAACACUAGCGAACACCAGGGCGAGCGCCUGGGCCUCUUCGCCGCCUUUGAGCCCUGGGAGCUGCAGCAGGUUGACCACGCCGACUGGUUCGUCACCCGGCUCUGCGCGGCGCUCUGCCUCGCCGGAGAGGAGGUAGCGCAGCCGAUCGGCGAGGCCAAGUUCGGCGAUAUUUUCUCCCAUGCAGACCACCUAGUACAGUACAUGCGAGAGCAUCCGAGCAUCACAGACACCGUGCUCCGCACCUCAUUGUCACCGCGGCGGCUGAGAAGCCAAGAGGUUCCCGAUGCCACGCCUGCGUGCAGCCAAUAUAUAGAGCGGUAUUCCCUGCUUUGCCCUCAGUUCGCCUGGCAGAUCCAACGGUUGGAGAGUUUCCCGGACCCAGCGAGAGACCAACACGGCGAGCAGCAACAGCAGCAGGAAGAUGACAGCGGACUAUCGGUCAACUUUGUCGGGGACGCGGUGGACCUACCCCCAUUCGGCUGGGUGGACGCGCUGGAUGGGCGCUAUGUGAAUUGCUUUGGAGACGCGCUUGUCGAUUUCAUUUCCCGGACGGUGGUGCCGGACGACAAGGAGAUGUAUUUCGCGUGCCAUGUUUCUCUAGAGGCGUGGAGAAGCGCCGGGUUUGCGUUGUGGGAUCAGAGGAGAGUCAAGGCUAUUAAGGAGCUGGACCGGCUGAGGACUCUGCGGACAGGGUGGCUUGUGUACUAGUGGUGUCGCGGGACACGGUGAUGUUUUGGCUAGAGAGUAGGUUGAUACUGAACAGCAACGAGCCUUAUU